CUCUCUCCAUCACUGGAUUUAUCCCCUCAUCCCUGAUCUCUCUUCAUCCGCUCCAAUCCUCAUCUGUUCCUCACAGGAGAGAGAGUGUGUGUGAGAGAGAGAGAGAGAGUGGAAUAUCCAUUCUGUGUGGGACAGGAAAACUGAAUAAAAAAACAUCUAGUAACAGAAGAGGGGUAAACAUAUGACAACCAAACGGAGGGACCCUGAAAAGUGAGAACAGGUUAAGAAACCCACUGGAGAACUUCCUUAUUUGGAUUACAUCUGCUCACCUGAUUUCACUUCCUGUCUCCAUCGGUGACGACGCCUACCAACCGUUGCCAUGGGCGAAAUGGAGGAGCUGCGAAAGGAGGCGGACAACCUCAAAGAUCAGAUCACUGAGGCCCGAAAGGUUGUGCAGGACACCACCCUGCAGGAGGCGGUUGCCGGGACGACGCUUGUGGGACGUGUCCAGCUGAAGACCAGGAAGACACUGAGGGGUCACCUGGCCAAGAUCUAUGCCAUGCACUGGGGCACUGACACCAAUUGUAGCAAGUUGUGUGUCAGUGCCUCUCAAGAUGGAAAGCUGAUAGUAUGGGACACCUUGACCACCAACAAGGUGAGCGCCAUCCCUCUGAAGUCGUCGUGGGUGAUGACGUGUGCCUACGCGCCCUCAGGGAACAUGGUGGCGUGUGGCGGUCUCGACAACAUGUGCUCCAUCUACAACCUCAAGGGCAAGGACGGCAACGUCAAGGUCAUGCGGGAGCUGGCCGCACACACAGGUUACCUGUCCUGCUGUCGUUUCCUUAGCGACAGUGAGAUCAUCACCAGCUCUGGCGACUGCACCUGUGUUCUAUGGGACAUUGAGACAGGGACAGAGAAGACCAUCUUUGCGGGCCACUUGGGUGACUGCAUGUCCCUGGCCGUGUCCCCCGACUUCAAGAUGUUCAUCUCGGGGGCGUGUGACUUCACGGCCAAACUUUGGGACAUCAGGGAAGCCACCUGCAGACAGACGUUCAGCGGCCACGAGAGUGACAUCAACGCCAUCGGGUUCUUCCCCAAUGGUAAUGCGGUUAUAACGGGCUCAGACGAUGCCACCUGUAAGCUGUAUGACCUGAGAGCAGACCAGGAGCUCAUCACCUACCAGGACUCGGGCAUCAUGUGUGGGGUGACCUCCCUCGCCCCGUCCCUCUCCGGCCGCCUUUUACUGGCCGGAUACGAUGACUUCAACGUCAACAUCUGGGACAUGCUUAAAGCCGAGAGAGUGGGAGUGCUGGCUGGUCAUGACAACAGGGUGAGCUGCAUCGGAGUAUCCUCGGACGGAAUGGCAUGCUGCACAGGAUCCUGGGACAGCUUCCUGAAGAUAUGGAACUGAGCCAGUCCUCUAGUCUAGAGGACAGACAGAACGAAAGACUAAGGAGAGGGGAAUAGAGGAAGAAUAUCGUGAAAACCUGGUAGAUUGACGAGAGGGAUGGGGGGGGGGGAGAAGACUAGGAAGCCAUGGGUGAAAGGUUAUUUAUUUUUAUUGUGCCAAGUCUUAUUCAAUUUGAGAGAAGAAUUGUGACGAGAGAGUCUGUCGUCUCUUCCUACUUCCGACUCUAAACUUGAGUUAGGCAGGGGGGGGGGGGGGGGGACUUUUGUAGAAAAACAUGAUCGUUGCAUCAAUGAAUGAUUUUAUGUCAAGGUUCAAACUGAAUUCUAGCGUUAUAUGAAUAUAUUUCCUAUGUCAUAAGAGCAGUUGCCAAAUGGAAACGGUAGAGAUUUGGAUGAAAUAACAGGAUACGACCACAAAAUAAUUGACCACUGAUAAGACUGUGUAGGUUUACAAUAACUAGGACGUGACAUGCUUUUAUAUUUGAGGCGAGUUAAACUGCUCGUCAGGGGAUGAAUAUGAAGCAUCGAUUCGUUUGAUGGUUAGAAUUCCCUUGUUAAGUUUUCUAUUUUUAUGGUCACAGAAUAAAAUGGUUUAGCCUGCAGAUUUCUA
Molecule: messenger RNA, 1960 nt
Organism: Oncorhynchus mykiss (rainbow trout)
Lineage: Eukaryota; Metazoa; Chordata; Actinopteri; Salmoniformes; Salmonidae
Source: RefSeq, a predicted model, not a curated record